UACCGGAUGCAGUCACUUCUUCGCCUCCCUCCGCCAUGAAGGUCCUCCUGCUCGUCUUCGCCCUCGUCGCCGCCGUCAGCGCCCAGACGGAGCCCUGGUGCCGCUGCGCCGCCUUCGUCACCUACAAGAACUCGGAGGUCAUGGUGUUCGAAGCCCCUGAAAUCACCAUCAGUUCUUGCGAAGACGAAGCCAAGACCUGCAGGCAUAGUUGUGCGAAUGAGCUCAACGAAAUGAGCAACAACGGGGACCUGUGGGCGUUACAGGAGGGCGGGCACACAGUCGGACAGUACAUCUGCCAGUAUCUCGCUGACCAUUAUUUCUUUUCUAUAAACAACCAUAAGGUCUACGGUUACAACGAGGUGUGUGGUGGUGCCUGGGAAUUCACAGGCGUGGAAUCACAGCAGAUGUUGUGUUGUGAUAGAGGAGACCAUGUGCACUGUAUAUCCGAAUAAAUGAUGGUGAUUGAUGGUGACAAAGGGUGAUGAUGGUGAUGAUGAUGAUGAAGGGUGAUGAUCUACGUAGCGAUGAUGGUGGCGAUGGUGAUGAUUCUCUGCUGAAACAUCAUCACUUUUUUUUUUUUUUUUUUUUUUUGCGAUGUGUUCGGAAAUUGAGUUUCUGAUUGUUUGUAAUUUUUGCGAAUAAAAGUUGUGAAUAUG
Messenger RNA from Penaeus vannamei (Pacific white shrimp), 656 nucleotides. The record is from RefSeq and is a predicted model, not a curated record. NCBI's taxonomy places the organism in Eukaryota, Metazoa, Arthropoda, Malacostraca, Decapoda, Penaeidae.